Molecule: messenger RNA, 336 nt
Organism: Hibiscus syriacus
Lineage: Eukaryota; Viridiplantae; Streptophyta; Magnoliopsida; Malvales; Malvaceae
Product: probable peroxygenase 3
Exons: 2
Coding region: 76-336 (86 amino acids)
Molecular function (GO): calcium ion binding; monooxygenase activity
Source: RefSeq, a predicted model, not a curated record
UAUUUGCAAAUUCUCUUUACAAGUACCUUCAGUUUUUCUCUAAAGCUCACAACUUGAAAACGAAGAUUAAAAAAAAUGGUGAAAGGUGAUGAAUCCAUGUCAACUGCAGCACCCAGAGCACCGGUGACUGGUGAAAGAAAGGUUCGAGAUGACUUAGAAAUAUGCUUACCUAAGCCAUAUUUGGCAAGAGCACUGGCGGCUCCAGACGUGGAUAAUCCAGAAGGGACGACGGGGCAUGAGAAUAAUGGGAUGAGUGUUCUUCAACAACAUGUUGCUUUCUUUGACAAAAAUAAGGAUGGUAUUAUUUAUCCAUGGGACACUUACUUUGGUAAUUAA